Messenger RNA from Suillus discolor, 605 nucleotides. RefSeq lists its product as uncharacterized. The transcript is spliced from 2 exons. The coding region runs from base 1 to 540 and encodes 179 amino acids. The record is from RefSeq and is a predicted model, not a curated record. NCBI's taxonomy places the organism in Eukaryota, Fungi, Basidiomycota, Agaricomycetes, Boletales, Suillaceae.
AUGUCCCUUAACGAUAGAGUCGAUAAACACCGCAAUGACACAUUCCACGCUGGCAGCUCCCACCUUCAAUACACUCUGGUCCGAACAGUCCAGUUUGGCACCCCUCAUCAUGUGUCUACCUGGAAGGUCGCGACGGAUCAUAGCAUUAAUUUUUCCAAGGAGCCGCUACCCACGGAGUGGGAGCGUGUCAGGACGAACGUGUCAAUAAUUCUUCACGACAUCAGUGAAGCCCAUUACACACGUUCACCAAAGACACAUGACAGUGGUCGUAUCCUUCAGAGUUUCGUGUGGUUCCCACCUGCAGUGUUGUUUCCCAACUUUUGCGGAUUGGAAUCUGAGGCCGUGUCUGAGGAUCCUUGGAACGCAUCUGCAUGGUCGACGAAACGCAAUGGGGAUGGUCCUGCGCUCCCCAUACCAUUUCCCUCCCAAUUUUUCCGGCAUUUGCUCAAGUUCAGCAGACUGUCGUCUUUUCUAUUCGUCGGGAACUACGACCUUGACGACGCCUCCAUGCAUGAUUCUUGCUGGGCAUUCGGGCAUUGAAGUCCACCUCAGAUAAACGUGGCACUCGUAACGCCACCAUUAGCGCCAAGAAUCGCCGCACGCAC